CUGUGGAACAACGCUACCCCAUUUUCAACACGAAGCCUCGGUUCUUCGUCCUGAGGAGGCUGGGGCUACGGACUCUCAACGUUGCGACAAAUUGUGAGUUCAUAGAGUGGGACGUAUUUUAAGUUCCCAGCAACAAACGCAGACUACGAAUACAACGAUUCGUUCAAACGUACCGCAAAUGUUGAUUCCGAAGUCUUCCGUUUUCUGCCUUCAACUGUCAAAAAUGUGCAAACCGCGCCGUUAGGGCCACCUCCGCAAUGAAGGCCAACGCUUUAUGAGAAAGACGAAACACGACGUUCUUGCGCCUAUUUUAGCGUAGCCGCGUGGAAUUCAACAGGGACCUUUACUAUCGGUUCAGGUGACGCCAUCCGAUGUGUUGCGACAAUUUCAUAGCGUCGCAAAACAUACUCUCACUGCUUUACGGCAGCCGUGUACAGGAUUUGUUGUUGUUGUUGUUGUUGUUGUUGUUGUUGUUUUCAACGAACUUUAUCGCGUCACCAAAUAUUGUCAACAGUCGCAAGUGGUGGAAUCUUUCGUCGGUUGAUCACUUUUUAAUACAUAGAAGUAAUAUACAUUUAUUCUGAAGAACAGUGACACGUAAAUACGUAAUAAAUCAAGUAUUGUGUUGUGACAGCCAGUGGAGGUUUUUUGUUUUUUUUUUAACUUCAGUUUAGCAGUAUUUUUUCUUUUCUAAAGCUGAUACUUUUUUUCCCACUGCGCGCUAUCGGGAUGAUUGAAAUGCUAUUGCUAUUGUAGUACAGCGUUUGAGUACAUUUGAGCGUGAUUAAAAUGAAGUGUACCGACGUCAUUUUGCCCUCUUUUUUCCUCGAAAACAAAAUCAAAUAAUAUGUCAGUUGAACACAAUUUAAUGUUCGAAUUUAGUAUAUUCAAAGAACUUUUUUCAUCCAUUUCAAUUGUAACUGCUGAAUAUCCUAUAUUUCCUUCACUGCAAAUACAACAUAUAACUUUGUAAUUGACAAAAUCCUGCGAAAAAUAACAGAAUAUCGUAUUUUUAUGUUGUCAAGUCGUAUGUAUGUGGUCAGCGUCUUGCCAUCAGUGCAAAUGUGUCAAUACUUCAUGAAUAUCCUACCAAAACAAAUAACGUAGGCAUAUUCCGAAUCAGAAUCAGAAUCAGAAUCAUCUUUAUUUGCCAAGUAUGUCCAAAACACACAAGGAAGUUGACGGGUGCUGUAUCUUGUCACUCAUCAUUUCUUGCGCAAUUUAUACAGAAACUCCUGCUAUCUCUGGAAUGUGGCGAGUUCACCCACCACACCCUUUGUAUUUAUUUACGCCCUUACUUCUGUUUGUUGUAAACUUGUGUAAAUAAGUGCUGCCUUAAUUGUCCGCCUCUGUAAUUGCACAGACAAUUAUACUUAUCUGUUGGAAAUGCAAGCCGCUGUAAUGGGGAGGACAUUUCACAAACGCAGAUAAUGAGUGAAGCCAUCUCGCAAUUGUAAACGUCAACGUGUGUUCGGUCGUUGGGCGGAGCUCCGUGAACUCCACUUCCCAUGAGCCUUAUCGGCCUUGCGUCGGCACAGGAAGGCGGAAAAGAAAAUAGCUUUCAUAAAUACACACAAACCCUAAACCGGCUGCCGGGCAAGGGAAUGAACUGCAAUUAGCGAUUGUGACAGCAUCGAUAAAGAAGUUGAAAAAAAAAAAAAAAGUCAUACGCUGAGUUGAAGUUCGGCUACAUCAGUCAACAUGGCACUGAAAAGAAUACAUAAGGUAACUGACGAGCUUGCUAGCGGCAGAGGAAUGGACCGUCGAAGGUUAACGGUUUGGAUAAAGAGGCUGUUACCUAAUGUGGUUUUGCUUUUGCACAACUCGUCGAGCACUCGGUAAGGCUUUUUCGAAAUGAGGUGGUUGUUGGGACCUCCUGGCAGACCACGACAACUUCAAAGUUGAGGGCUAGCUUGUUAAGCGGAACGCACUGACGCAUAGCUGCGAGUAAGGUUCCAAAUCGAGUCGUGGCGAUCUCCGGAAACGUACAGUUAAAAAAAAAAAAAAAAAACCUGAAAUUGACAAACAACGAGCUUUGAAUGAUAAGAACACAUGAAUACAAUGGAAUGAGGUUUCAUAAUUCGUAGGGGUAGAGGUUGAAUAUAUUCUCUAUCUGAUGAAAAUGUAUAAAAUGAUCUCCGUGAGACUUUUUUAUUUCGAUUAUUUUUUUUUAACCUUUCUGAAUGGAUCAUUACUGACAUACAUUUAUGAUUCGUUAUCAUAUUAAGAGAUCUGAAAUCAUUAUCAACUUUACUCCAAAAUUAUUUAAAUCAUGGGCUUGGUUUUAGAAUUUUAGGUUUCUGGAUGUGAAACUUGCCCAACAAAGUAUUGAAGUUAAUCAUUUUUCCACAGAUUUAAAAAUAAUAAUAAUAAUUGUGACUCAAAGAGAGUGUAAUCUUAUACAAUCAAUUUCUUCCAGGUUCAGUUUUACAAAAGUAACAUUUGUUAUAUCAACAUUUAGAAACCUUGAAAUAUAGAUGUUAGUUGGGUAUAUAGGAUUUGUAGUAUGUCAUUCUCUGAUUUUGUUGGUCAUGACAAAUCUAAUAGGAAUAAGCCACACUUUAUUCCAUAUUCAUAAAUUGAGCAUUUCCCCCCCAAAAUAUAUACCCAUAGGGGUUAUUUUCUUAGCUUUGUUGAAAGAUUCUCUAUCUUUGUUGGUAAAAAUCAUGAUAAACUCAAGAGUUCGCCAUUAUGGUUAAGUCUUUCACGUAAAUUCUGUUUUUAAUCAGUCCAAUUUUGUAAAUCGACUGAUUUGUACCUUUUUGUCCAACAUGAAUUGUUCCAAAUGUUAGAUGCACGCGGGGACACGUCAGGUAGACCUUCAUUGCAGAACUUGAGCGAUGCGGUCAUCGGAGCCGCACGUUCCCCGGAGCGACGAAUCGUCAAGAAUGAAAUCAAAGUAGAACGCUAUGAUGGAAAGAAUCGACUGAAUGAUGGACGGCGGUAUUGCUGGUUUGUUGAGCAGGAGCUGCAGGACCUGCAGAGAGACCCUCCAGCACAGUGUUCUGCUGGACCUGUGAGCGAUGACAUUUCAGGGAGUUUGGGCCAGAGGCGGGGAACACCCUGGAUUGGUCACCACCCAACAAACCAAUCACAGAUAAUUACAGUGGUGUUUCAUUGGCAGGCGACAAUAAUGGGCCCGGGUGACAGUCCUUACCAAGGAGGAGUUUUCUUUCUCACAAUCCUCUUCCCCACCGACUACCCCUUCAAGCCUCCAAAGGUAGCGUUUACAACAAAGAUUUAUCACCCAAAUAUCAACAGCAACGGGAGUAUUUGUUUGGACAUUCUACGGUCGCAGUGGUCUCCCGCACUGACUGUGUCGAAAGUGCUAUUGUCCAUAUGUUCUUUGCUGUGUGAUCCGAACCCAGAUGACCCUUUAGUUCCAGAUAUAGCACAGAUCUACAAGAAUGACAAAGAAAAAUACAACAAACUAGCAAAAGAAUGGACCCAAAAGUAUGCCAUGUAAUGAAAACAAAGUUGCAUUUUGAAUGUUUUUCUUUGGUCGUUUAGUUUCUCUUCAAGGAGAGAAACUGGUCUGUAGCAUAUAUAUAUAUAUAUAUAUUUUUUUUUUUUGUUAAAGUAAAACUGUGUAAGCUGCCAUUUAGCCAAAAGGAUGAAUACCAGAUACUCCUUCCCUGACUUACUGUGUCCAUAAAUCAAAAUGGACACUUUUUUCCCCCCAUUUUUUUAAUUUAAAUCGCUUUAACAUAACUUGAGCUUAAGUUUUUUUUUUUUGUUCCUGUAUGCAAUUACACUGAAUGAAGCAAGUUUAGGAAUCAAUUAUCUGUGUUUUCUCACUGUUGUUGUUGUAUAGUAUUUAAAAAAAAAAAAAAAAAAAAUCAUCCUAUUUCAGCAAAAUUGGCAUAAUCUAUUUGUAAAUUUGCCAUUUAAAACAAGUGACUUUUAUCCCGUGAGAAUUGCUGGUGUGUUUUUUUUUGUUGUUGAAUCCAACAGGACUGAAGAUCAGAUUUGUCCUUCAGUCUGAAGGCGACGUUUAAUUUGAUUUAUCCAAGCUACAUAAAGGAUGAAACUCCUUUAUUUGUGUAUCAUCUCACUUGUCUUUGGCGCCGAUGUGGCAAAUUUUGUAUUAAAAUAAAUAUAGUCCAGUUUGUACUCUUUCACUCCCAUCUUUUUGUUUUACAAUUUGCAUUUCUAAAUUAUAUUCUAAUUACUUUGAGAGCUUGUAGCUUUUUUUUUCUUUUUGACAAAGUUCUAUGUAGUUUCACAGAUUAAAGGGUGGCAAAUGAUUUAAAUGUAUAGAAAAUGGAUGGAUACGUUUGAACUACUCUAAAAACAUGAACAAGGUAGAGCUGUCUGCUCUUAUUAAUUUACCUUUUUAAAUCAAGGUAAAAAUUCAAGUGGGAACAAAUAACAUGAAUUAAAAGCUGUUAGCCAAACAUACUUUUAAUACAGUGUUCUUUAAUCUCCAAUGAAAUGAAGCACAUUUGUGUAAACGUGGCACACUGUACAAAAGCCAAAGAAAAGUAAUACAGUGGACUGGAAAAGCCACUAAAACAUGUUACUGUAAUUUUAUUUCAUUACAAACAAGAAAAAGUAACGGUGAAUUUGAGCAUCAGUGCUCACAUUUACUAUGUACAGGAGAAAAAAGAAAGCACAUAUAGAAAUACAGUUGAUUGUCAUUUGGUUUUCUGGCAGUUGUUGGCGUUUCUAUCCAGAUAGUUUUGCGUGUACAUCGGACAUGCCUUUGUUGAGCUUCCUCGGACUGCCAACGCUUAAUGGUAUAUUGUCCCUGAGCAAUCCUUAAAGUAUGGCCAGAGCUGGCCAAAUACACUUUAUUUAUCUAACCGAUCGAUAGUAUUCAGAUAAGACACCUUCCCUUUGACAAAAAGUUUAAUUUAACAAAAUUGUACAUUUCUGGUGGUAUGAUUGCUCACUUUAGAGACCCUUAUGAAGCAUUAGCAUUUUCCCAGGUUUUGUUUUUAACAACAACAACAACAAAAAAAUGCAUUCAGAAUGUGCAUUUAUGGUUUAAACAUGUCAUUAAAAAAAAAAAAAAAAAAAAAAAAAUGCAUUAAGGCCACAGUCCCAGCACCAAAGGUGGUAACACGAGAUGGUGGACCCGACUCACCAGGCACCUUCUGAUGUAGACAUGUUUUUAAGAUUCUGCCUUUAUACCACCAAAAUGGCAUUUACACUUUAGGAGUACAAAAGUUGAAUUAAGGCAAAUGGACUCUUCUUGGUUGUUAAAGACGUUGAAUCUUUAAUCCAAGAGACUUCUUCAGGUCUAAUUUUUUUUUUUUUAUUUAUUUAUUUAUUUUUUACAGAGUUUAUAACAUAGUGUAAACCGCUGAUAACAAUGAAAAACAGAAAAGCCACAUGAAAUGUUGCCACGCCUGCGACUCUAGCGAGGAUCAGCGGAACAGAAGAUGAAUUCCUAAAUGGCGACUGUUGUUCUUGUUCGUUUUGUUGUAAAUCCACUAUGGUGGCGUACAAAAGGCAAAAUAAUAAAAUAUGCAAAUGAGACCAAGCUAACUUGCUUUAUGACAACAAAGACGCAGUACUUUAAGAAGAGGAAAAAGAAACAUCAAUGGCAUUCAAUGUACGGUAAUUAAGUCAGUAAUGCAAGUCGGCGUUGGAAUCAUACAUAUUUAGAAAGAUUUUCUUUUAAUCUCUUUUCCUCUUUUUAGGCUAUACUGUGCAUGGAUCCCGUACUUUGAUAAGCUACACAAUAUAGUUGUUACAAAUUAAAUGUCCAUAAGUAUAACAAAGCAAGCC
Phycodurus eques (leafy seadragon) is the source of this 5736-nucleotide messenger RNA. Its product is annotated as ubiquitin-conjugating enzyme E2 D2-like. The coding region runs from base 2786 to 3466 and encodes 226 amino acids. NCBI's taxonomy places the organism in Eukaryota, Metazoa, Chordata, Actinopteri, Syngnathiformes, Syngnathidae. The record is from RefSeq and is a predicted model, not a curated record. Gene Ontology annotation, biological process: protein polyubiquitination; ubiquitin-dependent protein catabolic process. Gene Ontology annotation, molecular function: ubiquitin conjugating enzyme activity. Gene Ontology annotation, cellular component: nucleus. The transcript has 8 exons.